GAAUCUUUAAAACGUAACCGACUGGGCUCGUUUCAUUACGGAAUGUUUUGGGGGACGUACGCGCGACUGCUGGCUGUUCUCUGUCGAGGUAAAGGAGUAAAGAAAGAGUGUCUUCCAGCUUCAUCUCGGUUAAAAUGGUUGACUGGAGUCCGAUAGCGAAGGUGUACGACCCGCUAAAAGCGGGCAGCAUCGACGGUACGGACGUGGAGCCCCAUGACCGGGCGAUAUGGAGGGCUAUGGGCGCCCGGUACAAGCCCAGCAAGGGUGUUGUCGGAGACCCGCUGCUCACUCUGUUUGUGGCUCGUCUGAACCCCCAAACAACCGAGGAUAAACUGCACCAAGUGUUCUCCAAGUACGGAGACAUUCGGCAGCUCCGGCUGGUCCGGGACAUCAUCACGGGCUUCUCCAAAAGAUACGCCUUCAUUGAAUACAAGGAGGAGCGGUCUGUCGUCCGGGCCCGCCGGGACGCCAACAAACUGGUGGUGGAUCAGCACGAGGUGUUUGUGGAUUUUGAACAGGAGAGGACUCUGAAAGGAUGGGUCCCGAGGCGGCUCGGCGGCGGGCUGGGAGGGAAGAAGGAGUCCGGACAGUUACGGUUCGGCGGCAGGGACAGGCCCUUCCGUAAACCCAUUAACCUCGGGGUCGGCAUGGUGCAGGAACGGGGAGUUGGUGGUGGUGGAGGGAGGGAGUGGGACAGACAAGCCGCGAGAGACAGGGAGGACCGGGACCGGGACCGAGACCGAGACCGGGAUCGACACAGAGAGGCUGAGUGGGGCAGCAGGGGGAGGAGAGAUGACCGGGACAGAGGCAGAGAGAGGGACGACCGCAGACACGGUGACAGAAGCAGGCACCGGGACAGGAGAUGAGGGUCAUGUUUACCAUCCAAAUGUGAUGUAAAGCAUUGUCCAGCUGCUGCAGCUCGUCCAGUGGACGGAUUUUAAGACAAUUGGGCAGUGGAGGAAAAUAUGACUGCUUAGGCUUGUAGUCAGCACAUGUAGAACUGGUCUAUGGAAGUGUUAUGAAAACCUUCUUAUGGUGGGGUGGAAUUGGUGUGUACUGUAUGUUAAUAGGAGGUCAACCUGAACUGGGCUUUUUCAGCUGGCACUCUUGAGUAUUUCAGCAUUUCCCAGUGAAAUCUGAUGUUGUACAUCCUUGUAGUGUGCACUGAGCAGUUUGCAUGUUGUCCAGCCACGUAAGGCCCACAAGCUUUGAAAACAGAAUCUGCAACUAAAUGGACAAAAUGCCAUUAUACAUAUUACACACCUAUACAGUACCUGUCCAUCAGACUGAAUGUGUUACACCGUUUGUCUCUUAAGACAAUUCAGUCUUUAUAGUGAAAUCUGAGACAUGUUUUUAGAUUUCCUAAAGUGUGAAGAUUAACAAUGUGGCUUCUCCAUGUCAUACAUGUUUUUCCUGAUUUUUGGAGCGUCAUACUUUUUGUGCAACACUGGUUUCAUACUUGAGGGAAGAAAACCAAAUUUGGCGUCUGUUUCUUGUCUCAUACUUGAGGAAAACUGAGACAGGGAGAUUUUCCUCUAUUAUUAUUAUUAUUAUUAUGGGUUGCAUUUGCUCAAUGAAAGAGGUCAUUAAAUGUAUUUUUUCUAUUUUAUAUGUAGCCACUAGCAAGUUUGUUGUGGAAUUGUAAUACAGAAAAUAUAGCAUCAACCAAAUGUGAUGCACAAUUCUCAAUUCUUAAAGUUGCAACUCCAUUAAUUACCAUUAAAACUCUUUUGUUUAAUUUUUGUUGUUAAUUUCAAUGACAGCAAUAAUGGCCACAAAAUAUAUAAAGUCAUGUACAGACACACAGGGAAAUCACAGGAGGUCUGUCUUUUAACGUACACAGUGUGAUUUAAAAGUUAUCCAACUGUCCUGAAGUCUUAGCACAGCUGUUUAAUCCCUGGUCCUGCCCACAGAAGCAGAUUGUGUUUCAGUUAUGAGUCACAGAGUGGAUUGUUUUCUCUCAAUCUGACCGCAAGUAUGUCUGAAGUCAUCAAUAUGCAAUGCUAAGACAGGUCUGGUAUUAGCAUUAGUUGAUUAAGUCUUAUCCAGUGACUCCAAGCAUUGCACAGCGUGGCGUGUGAACACAUCACAGGCACUUUUAUCUGAUCAGAUUGAGCUCGCUGCUGGAAGGUUUGUUGCCUGAGUUAAACCUGAGAAAAGAGUUAGAGCUGAAAAGAACUGAUUACUUAGCAACACUGAUGUAACACAAUAAACAAAAGCAAGUAAAGAAUGCAAAUGCACAAAUAUACCAACCAAAUGUGUUCCACGAAGGACCACAUGUUGAAAAAGACAGAUGUGCUGGAUGUGGUUAGGGAAGGAGAACUCAUUAACACAGAAACCUCCAACUUCCACUUCACUUCAAUCAUGUCUAAACUGUUUAUUACUGCGCAUUGUGUAGGAACAAACCUGGCUUUAUAGCAAUAUGGUCAACUGGGACUGUUGAAGUACUGCAAUCUUACAUACAGCGUGUUAAAGACUAUCUCUCAGAAGUCAUUCGUGGUUGGGCGGACACGGCCGCUCUCCGCCUGCCAGGAUACCUGGGGUUCAUGAUUGGCCAACCAGGGAAAGCCUCUCUUUGGACUGUGCUAAACUCGAUCCUGUGAACCACAACAUAUGGACACUAAUGAGCUGCUCUCCAUGAGAAGCGAUAGUACAAUGAAAUAUUGAUUAAAAACUUACUCUCACCUGAAGGCAGGGUUAAUACCGAUGUUGUCUGGCUGCGGGAGGGCAGGCGUUCGCCUCCUGCGGCAGGAGGAUGGAGGAGGGAAAUCCUUCUGAUACUGAGACUGCAUCUCUGUUGUGUCUUGUUCGUUUUUCACUGCUGUCGACCCUGUCUGAUAGUGGUUGCCCUCUUGCUCGUCCUCCCCUGCUUCCCUGUCCCCGCUGCUGCUUUUUCCUCUUCCUGUUUGUCGGGAGGAUGUGGGAUGAGGACUUUGGGCCUCCUGCUGCGUGUUCUGGUCUCCUGAAGGGUGAUCGUAAACUUGUUAAAGGUUUCAUUUGAAACACAGUUAUGAAAUGUUCCAUGAACCAUCUCAUUCCUUUGUCUUAAGAGGCAACAUCUGGAAAAAAUAUCAAAACUGUGUUUAUCUUCUCCCAGUAUCAUUCAGUUGCACUGUAUGAUACUAGUCCUCUUUAAUUUUGAUAACUGCUGUUUUUAAUUAUCAACCUGUAAUGUCACAUCUUAAUGACUUAAUGGAUUUACAGUUACAUUAAGCCUAAAGGCUACACCCUCAUUCCUUCAUCCAGCACUUUGCUGGUAAUGUUUAAUGUAUUUGGGUCAGUAAAAUCCAAAUUAAUUUAACAUCUUGACACACA
This is a messenger RNA of Lates calcarifer (barramundi perch), 3315 nucleotides long. It is a transcript of the gene snrnp35, whose product is annotated as small nuclear ribonucleoprotein 35 (U11/U12). Gene Ontology annotation, biological process: mRNA splicing, via spliceosome. Gene Ontology annotation, molecular function: mRNA binding; snRNA binding. Gene Ontology annotation, cellular component: U12-type spliceosomal complex; precatalytic spliceosome. NCBI's taxonomy places the organism in Eukaryota, Metazoa, Chordata, Actinopteri, Centropomidae. The transcript has a single exon. Bases 135 to 866 code for a protein of 243 amino acids. The record is from RefSeq and is a predicted model, not a curated record.